Messenger RNA from Caenorhabditis elegans, 3909 nucleotides. RefSeq names its product Homeodomain-interacting protein kinase 1 (gene hpk-1). The record is from RefSeq and is marked reviewed. Lineage: Eukaryota; Metazoa; Nematoda; Chromadorea; Rhabditida; Rhabditidae. Gene Ontology annotation, cellular component: nucleus. Gene Ontology annotation, molecular function: ATP binding; protein serine kinase activity; protein kinase activity.
GAGACGGGUCGGGAAUCUCUGCUUUUCGCAGAGACCUUCGAGCGUUUUCACUAUACACACCGUUUACCAUAAAGGACACUGAUCAACUGAAAAUUUGGCGAGCCUGUGCACCAAGUCUCCAAACGGCGGAGGUCGGCCUGACGGCGAGAAAAGCAUCUGGGAGUGAGAAGCUGGAGGCGGCGUCCAACACGACUGCUUCACUGAUUUCAUCGAUUGUUUGAUUGGGUGGCGAUGCCAAAGCGUAAGAACUCCGGACAGUCGACGGAUUUGAACUCGAGAUCGCCAAAGACAAUCGACGAAGCGCUCAGGAUUCUGGCACCACCACAAGCUCUCCUUGUGCAGUCGCAACUCAACCUGACAGCCCCCGCCAACCCAUUCUCUAUCCAGAAAGCACCUGGCACUUCCUCCGACAACGAGCAACGCGCACCCAAGCGCCGAGCGGAUGAGGAGGCUGUGAACGCUGUUCCGAAAAAUUUGUUGACCACGUCUUCGACGUUUGCUAGAGCCGUCAUUCCUGCAGCCCCAGCAAUUUCAUCUGCUAAUAAUAAAAUGGCACCGCAGUCAGUGACGGCUACAGCAAAAACAACAACAAAUCGUGGAAAGGUAUCCGGCGAGGGAGAAUAUCAGCUCAUUAAAAAUGAAGUGCUCUGUUCUCCAUAUGGAAAUCAAUACGAAGUGCUUGAAUUUCUCGGCAAGGGUACUUUCGGACAAGUGGUAAAAGCUUGGAAGAAAGGAACCAGUGAAAUUGUGGCCAUCAAGAUUCUGAAGAAACACCCAAGCUACGCACGUCAGGGACAAAUUGAAGUCUCAAUUCUUUCGCGUCUCAGCAACGAGAAUUCGGAAGAGUUCAACUUUGUGCGUGCAUUUGAAUGUUUCAACCACAAAAGUCACACAUGCCUGGUGUUUGAGAUGCUUGAGCAGAACCUCUACGAUUUCUUGAAGCAGAACAAGUUCAUGCCGCUGCCGCUCAACGCUAUUCGUCCAAUUCUCUUCCAAGUGCUGACAGCUCUCCUCAAAUUGAAAUCUCUCGGCUUGAUCCAUGCGGAUUUGAAGCCAGAAAAUAUUAUGCUUGUUGAUCCCCAGCAACAGCCGUACCGUGUGAAAGUAAUUGACUUUGGAAGUGCUUCGCAUCGAAGCAAAGCAGUCACCAACACUUAUCUCCAAAGCAGAUAUUAUAGAGCCCCCGAAAUAAUCCUUGGCUUGCCGUUCAACGAAUCGAUCGACAUGUGGUCCUUAGGAUGUGUGAUUGCUGAACUAUUCUUGGGAUGGCCACUCUAUCCGGGAAGUUCUGAAUAUGAUCAGAUUAGAUUCAUCAUUCAAACUCAAGGUCUGCCACCAACCUCCAUGCUUGAAAGUGCAUCAAAGUUGCAUCGUUUCUUCAAGGAAGUGAAGUCGGAAAGCCCAAAUCACACAAACGUUGGUGGAAGCUACUACCGCUUAAAAACCGUUGAAGAAUAUGAAGCAUCUUCGUCAACUGCAAAAUCGAAAGAAACGAGAAAGUACAUCUUCAAUGUUAUUGAUGACAUCUCUCGAGUCUGUUAUGGUUUUGAGUCGGACCCUGUCGAGCAUCUUUGCGAUCGUAUUGACAGACAGGAGUUUGUCGAUGUGCUGAAGAAGAUGCUUGUGUUGAAUCCAGAUUUCCGAAUCACUCCUGCCGAAGGUCUUGAAUCGAAAUUUGUUACCAUGACGCAUAUCAACGGCUACAAUUUUGCAAAUUAUGUCCACGAAGCUCACAAGAGAAUGGAGAUUUGCCGAAAGCCAGGACCUGCCAUGGCCACUCCGUAUCGUGCUGCAAAUGUGGCGACUCCAAUCACACCUGUGGAAAAGCCACCGGCGCCAAAGCUUCAACAGCCCAUGAUUGCAGUUCUUCCUCAGUUGAAUCAAAUCGCCGCCACAAACAUUCCUCCAGUUCCAACUCAACCUGAUCUCACGAAUCUGAUGCAUCACUAUUCGCAAAUGGCGGCCGCGACUGGAAGUGCAGCGACUGCUGCUCAAUUCUUCUAUCAGCCCCUUCCACCAGCGCCAUUGUUCCAGUAUGCACAGCUCCAUCACCCAUUUGCCGCGCGUCCACCUCAUUUUUUAUCCCUGGCCACCCCGAGUCAUAUGGUUCCCCAGUUUGUUCCGGUCCCAAUAAUGGAUCCAUCAAUGCUUCAGGGACAGUGGCCACCAGGGGCCGCGCAACAGUUCGCCGUUCUCGCAAAUGACAUAAUGCGAGUACCGGCACCACAAGGAAUCAAUCAGAUGUUUGCAUCAACGCCACAGACUUUCUCACUUCCGCAGUUUCUGUCGUCUUCCAUCCCAAGUGCAACUACCGCAUUCAACGGAAACGCACCAAACAUUCCAUUUCCUGAAGAAAAUUCUAGUUGGGCACUCGGCACAGCUGCACAACAACAACAGCAACAAGCUCAACGAGCACAAUCAAUGAUAAACGGAAAUGUCAAAGUGAAGCCGCUGGCGGCACAACCUAAGAAGAACUCCCCAGCUCCGUCGGUCAUCACAUUAUCCAGCGAUGAAGAUAGCAAUGGUGCAGGAUCAAGUAAUAGUGGAAGUACUACACGAACUGGCGCCGUCAAUCCAGUGAGAAACGAUACACUUCCAAUGGGAAAUACCAUCAAGACCGAGGAUAUUCUUGUUCCACCAACCACUUUUGAUGGACAGCUUCCCAAUUUGCAGUACUUCCCCGGUUCGCACUUGUUUGACCCGAAAACCGUUGCCGGACUGUUGCCGAACCCAUUUCUAGACACAUCUCAUAUUCCCAGAGCUUUUAACUAAUCACUUCAUUGCACUCGCAUAUUCCAAAACGUUUUGUGUUGGAAAAUCAUCAUCAUUUUAAUAUAAUAAUUAAGUUUGGUUUCCCGAAAACAAAAAAAAAACCUAUGAAUUCAAUAUUCUAGAUUAGAAUGAAUGAGCACGCAAGAGCUCAUUUUCUUUACUUUCUGAUGAUUGCUCUAUUUUGCACCCCAACUUUUUUUUUUUGAAAUAAUCACUUUUCUUUUCUUAUUGAACCCACGUUUUUUGUCUUCCACAAAUUGUUCUGUUUUCUCGUCAUUUCACUCCUGUGAUGGUUGUUUGAUUGUCCAGUCAUGCGCCCCAUUCCACGAACGCUACUAAGUUAACUGGUACGUUUUUAUAGACAAAAUCCAACCACUUCUUUUUUUUCUUUCUUGCUCUUUGUUUCUCUCAUGUCUCUCUCACUCUCUCUUUCUGUAUACUUUACUUUACUUCUUGCUACCAUUCUCUCUGUUGCAAACCUUUAAAUUUGCUGAUACUGUAAUUUAUUGUUCCUUGUGAUAUGUUUGAGAACAACUUAGUCGCAUCUUCUCACUGUUUCCCCGCCCCACUAAAAUUCGUUGCUCCUUAGUUGGUGUUGUUUACUGUCAUAUUUCACACGAAAAAAAAUUCGCUAAAAAAUACCAAAAAAAAGUGAAAUACUCAAAAGCCAAAAAAAAUUGGUAAUUUGUCCGCUUCACUCUUUUUCCCCCCUUACGUUCAAAUGUUCUUCAUCAACCAUUCUCAAGUCCCCGUGGAUUUUAAUACGAAUUUUUGAAGAAACACUUUUUUGUUUCCUGUUUUUUUCUACAAAAAGCCUCUUCCUUUUCUUAGUUCUCUUCCCCCACGAGUACAACCGUUGGUCCCUAUUUUGAAAAUCUUCGCUGUGCAGUUGUUUCAAAACUGUCUGCCUCCAUGCUUUUUACUGUCGGUUCUUUUUUCUUUUUUUUUCUCUUUUUGCAAAGUCAUUGCAAUUUUUUAAAAAUAAUUUUGUUCGCUGAACAUUUUUACCACAUUUAUUUUGUGACACUUCCCUUCUCACCGGAAUCUCUGUCCUCUUGACUUUUGUUUUAAUAAAACUAAAAUUGUAUUUAUCCGUCCCAAAAUGUACCAAUAUAAUAAAAAGAAUGGCGUUCGAAA